Messenger RNA from Centruroides sculpturatus (bark scorpion), 827 nucleotides. Its product is annotated as C-reactive protein 1.1-like. The record is from RefSeq and is a predicted model, not a curated record. Lineage: Eukaryota; Metazoa; Arthropoda; Arachnida; Scorpiones; Buthidae. The coding region runs from base 47 to 745 and encodes 232 amino acids. The transcript has a single exon.
UUAAGUCAUUUAACAUAUAUAUUUUCAGGCAGAAUUCAGAAACAAUAUGUUGUUCAUUAUAACGUGUUCUUUAUUCUUUCUCACGUUAUCACAGUGCUCACUUCUUAAAAUUCAUUUCCCACGUUUGAACGAAGGUUUUCCACGUCUUCGUAUGGAUGGAAACUUUCCUUCUUUAACAGAAUGUACAUUAUGUCUAUGGAUAAAACCUCAUUCAUUUCAGAAAGAAUAUUCUAUGCUUUUCUCUUAUGCUAAACGUUUUCAAAACGAAUUUGCUGGAUGCAUUUCUAACAUAAGUGGAAGUCUAAAGGUAGGAAUCGAUGUUAUGAACGAAUUCAUUGAAUUCGAAUGCCCGAAUAUAAAAUGGGAAGUUGGAGAGUGGUAUCAUAUAUGUGCCUCUUGGUUUAGCACAAACGGACAUUUGAAAGUAUAUACUAACGGAGAACAAUGUUUCACUACUUCUCAUAGCGAAGGUAUCAUAGGUAAAGGUGGUUACAUCCACGGUGGAGGCAUAUUUGUGUUGGGACAAGACCAAGAUGCUCUUGAUGGCGGCUAUGAUGCUAAUCAAUCAUGGCACGGUGAUAUAGUAGAUUUACAUAUAUGGGAUGAAGUACUGACUGAAGAACAGAUCGUAAAAGCUGGUUUAUGUGAUCAUAAGCAUAAAGAAGGAAAUGUUAUUGCUGGAAUGAAGACUCCGAUGAGUGCUUUAGACGUAGUAAUAUCACAAACUGAAUUGUGCGAAACUUGAUAACAAUGAACGUAAUAAUUUACAAAUUGUUCUAUUUGCUGAGAAAAUUCUAAAAUUAAUACAUUUUUUUUACAAAAUACUU